AUGGCUACGUUAGCCGCUGAAUGCGAUAGGUUUAAAAUAGACGUAAUUGGCAUUAGCGAAGUCAGAUGGAAUGGUACAGGUGAAUUCACAAACCAAAAGGGAGGUGUACUUAUGUACUCCGGCAUGCCCGACGAACAAGACCCUCACAUCCGAGGCGUUGCAGUUUACGUAAAAAAAAAUGUUAAGCACUCAAUCUUAUGCUGGAAAGCUAUAUCCGAAAGAAUAAUAGUAGUACGUUUUCGCGCAAAGAAAUUCAAUAUGUCUCUAGUACAAUGCUAUGCUCCAACAGAAGAUAGUCCACUUGACCAAAAAGAAGUUUUUUACAGUGCGCUAGAAAGAACGCUCUCUGAAAUUCCUAGAACCGAUGUAAUUAUUCUUAUGGGCGAUUUCAAUGCCCAAAUUGGCGGAAAUAACUCAGAGUAUCGAUCUGUAAUGGGUUCUCAUGGUAUUGGAACAUGUAACGAGAAUGGGGAGCUGUUUUUGGAACUUUGUAUGAAUUAUGAUCUCAGGAUUGGAGGAUCCCUAUUUCCUCAUAAAACGUGUCACAAGGUCACUUGGAAGUCCCCCGCUGGCAACUUCGAAAGUCAAAUUGAUCAUAUCUGCAUUUCAAAACGAUGGAGUAAAGCUUUAUGUGAUGUCAGAAACAAAAGAAGCGCUGAUAUCGACAGUGACCACUAUUUAGUGGUGGCCGAACUGAAAUUUAAUAUACCUAAACAUAGGUAUGAACACCCGCAGCAUACACGGCGCACGUAUAAUACCACAAAGCUUAAUGUUGGAGCGGUAAAGAAUGAAAUGAUCGAACGUAUUAACAACGUCAGUUAG
Messenger RNA from Teleopsis dalmanni, 822 nucleotides. Its product is annotated as craniofacial development protein 2-like. The record is from RefSeq and is a predicted model, not a curated record. NCBI's taxonomy places the organism in Eukaryota, Metazoa, Arthropoda, Insecta, Diptera, Diopsidae. Gene Ontology annotation, biological process: chromatin remodeling. Gene Ontology annotation, molecular function: catalytic activity. Gene Ontology annotation, cellular component: nucleus. The transcript has a single exon. Bases 1 to 822 code for a protein of 273 amino acids.